This is a messenger RNA of Anoplophora glabripennis (Asian longhorned beetle), 1474 nucleotides long. Its product is annotated as diuretic hormone receptor-like. The transcript is spliced from 9 exons. The record is from RefSeq and is a predicted model, not a curated record. Gene Ontology annotation, cellular component: plasma membrane. NCBI's taxonomy places the organism in Eukaryota, Metazoa, Arthropoda, Insecta, Coleoptera, Cerambycidae. Gene Ontology annotation, biological process: cell surface receptor signaling pathway; adenylate cyclase-modulating G protein-coupled receptor signaling pathway. Gene Ontology annotation, molecular function: G protein-coupled peptide receptor activity; diuretic hormone receptor activity; peptide hormone binding. The annotation marks the transcript as partial.
UAGACAGCAUCUCGUUUAUGCUUCAGUGUAAAUAAUUAGUGCAAUUAAAAGUGUGAAAUGAAGUGCGGAUAGUGCAAAAAAGUGCGAACUAGUUCUUCUGUCAAGGUCACGGGCAUCUGACUAUCGAUCCAGGAGUAUCAUCAAUCCUUAUUUUACUAGUGAAUUUGAUCCUUGAAUAAGGAGGGUACGUCCACACUGUCUGUGGUUCCGCAUGCUCAGUUCGAGAGCGGCGAGCAAAGCGGUGUGCAAUGCGAUCCAGUGUGCGCUGAAAGUGCCGUUAUGCCUUGGUGGGGAUCCAACUGGCAGCAGGAUCUAACACCGCUUGAUCACGACUCCGUCAACGGCUUCGAGUACCAUCCCGUGAUGGAUAACACGAACGGCUCGUACUUCGACGAGCCCUACAAGACGAACGUCACCUUGGAGCAGUGCAAAGCCCAGUACGCCAAUCAGACAGCGGCGCUGCAACAACUGCACCCGGAGGGGUUCUGCCGAGUGACGUUCGAUAGUGUUUUGUGCUGGCCGCCUACCGCGAUCAAUGACACUGCAACUAUCAAGUGUUUUUCCGAACUGUUCAACAUCAAGUACGAUGACACACAAAAUGCCACAAGAGACUGCAUGUGGAAUGGCACGUGGUCUAAGUCGAACUACUCGACCUGCAAGGAAAUUAUCAUUCUUCCUGAGGGUAUCGAGACUCAAACUACCAUCUAUUUCGUCGGAUAUACUCUCAGUCUGAUCACCCUCUCAGUAGCCAUAGGAAUUUUUACUUAUUUCAAAGAACUGAGAUGUUUGAGGAACACCAUACACAUGAACUUGAUGUGGUCGUAUAUGUUGACGUACAUCAUGUGGAUUAUAGUUUUGUUGUUGCUAAACGUUGGAGGGAACACCUCUGUGUUGUGUGUGUUCAUCGUAACGCUGCUGCACUACUUCCACAUCACCACGUUCUUCUGGAUGUUCGUCGAGGGUCUUUACCUCUACAUCCUAGUCGUGGAGACUCUAACAAGAGAGAAUUUUAAACUACGGGUCUAUGUGUGCAUCGGAUGGGGACUUCCGAUGGUUUUCAUUGUCGUUUGGGCCGUUGUGAAGAGCUUUGUACCUAUCAGCAGCGAUCCAGCCACUAUGUGUCAAUGGUUCGAAAGCCACGACAUAGACUGGAUCUUCCAAACCCCUACCAUGAUCGUCCUCUUGGUUAACUCGGUCUUCCUGCUCCGCAUCAUGUGGGUGCUCAUCACCAAACUCCGGUCCGCAAACACCUUAGAGACGCAGCAGUACCAUAAGGCUGCUAAGGCACUCUUGGUGCUCAUGCCCUUGCUGGGCAUCACCUAUGUCAUCACUCUUUACGGACCUACUCUAAACAUGACUUCCAUCAACGUAUUCGAGUGCACCAGGGCCGUGCUGCUCUCCACGCAAGUAAGUUUUGUGAAAAUAUACCAUAACUAUAAGUACCAGAUAUUACACCAUUCUGCUCUUGAUAUUG